Nasonia vitripennis (jewel wasp) is the source of this 5987-nucleotide messenger RNA. Its product is annotated as proton channel OtopLc. Gene Ontology annotation, biological process: proton transmembrane transport. The record is from RefSeq and is a predicted model, not a curated record. Gene Ontology annotation, cellular component: membrane. Gene Ontology annotation, molecular function: proton channel activity. Bases 1397 to 4330 code for a protein of 977 amino acids. The transcript is spliced from 12 exons. Lineage: Eukaryota; Metazoa; Arthropoda; Insecta; Hymenoptera; Pteromalidae.
AGGAGAGAGACGGACGCUAAUGAAUCGGCUGAUGAAGUCCGAAUAGCGCGCUUCAGAGGAUUUUUGCUCGUCGCGCGACCAGUUUAUAUUAUAAAUGGGAGAGAGACGCGCCGCGUGUGAAUUAUCGCGAUUCUCUCUUUUUUGCGCCAGUCGCGCUGCUUUAUUUGCCGAAAGGAUGCUGUACGUUGCUAUACAGUCGAGGCUUUUCUUUUCCCUCUGACGAGCUGGUAUAAUACGCGUUUUCUUCGUUAAUGACCGGGAUUGUGCGCUGCCGCCGAGUUUCGGAGAGUCAUGCAGUUUUCACGUAGACGGGGAUUAAUCAAUUUAUGACGAAGGACUUUUUUCUCAGCGAGAUAUUUAUACACACUGCUUUUUAUCGGGACUCAAUUAUCGGCCGGCGUGAUUGAUAUUCUCCGCUGAUAAUGGAGACGUAAUUGCGCGGCCAUGAUCCUUCGAUAGCUCGUUUUUCACCCGUAAUUCUCCCUGUAUUAUGUAUUGAAAGGAACGUAUUUGAAAAAAAAUUGGCAAACGGUCUCUAAAACCCAGAAAUAGCGCUCCUCUCGACGCGCGAAACGGCUGGAAGAGCCGUGUGUCUCCCGCGCAGAAAAAGAAGACACUACUCUCGCAUACACGCGUAGAUCUCAGUGUGGCAAUAAGAAGCAGCUCACGUAUGUACGCCUCUCGUUUCGACCCUGGUCACGAUCUCCUACAUAGGUAUAGCCGAAGCGUCGAGCUAGAUCCAUACCAUCGACCUGCCAUAGUCCACCUCCUCUUCCAGAGGACUGUCUCUUCUGCCUCCUUUCGAGAAAAAGCUCGAGUCCAAGGCCCAACUAAGGCCAUUUGCCUCCGGACUCUCGGACAACAACCCGCAUUGUACUGUCGCUGUUUUUGCGCUCCGUCGAUCCAGUGUAUAAAUAUACAGCCGGUGCGCGAUCGGUAUAUUGGAAAGAUCGGCGUCUUCCGCGUAGUUUGCAUACCACCGCAUCGGAAGUACUGUGACUUUCACUGAGUGCCGUGUACACCUACUAUAUAUCUCUUGGAAAAAUAGCAGCGAUUUCGUUUUUACUUUCGCACAAAAAACCAACGAGUGCUGCGAGCAACCAGUGCCGCUGGAAGAAGAAGAAGUUUACCAGUUAUGGAAACGAGUCUCGGUACGCUAUCUGACGAGAGGAUCGGCCAGUGUUCUUCCUCUGCCGAUUUUCAUCGCGUAUAACGCGUAUAACGUAUCAGCAACGGACUCAUUCAUAUUCCGAGCCGAAGGAUCGGCGUAGCGGUCAGUGGGACGACGAGCGCGGCGAAAAAUGCGCGCGUAGUACCUGCCACAGGCGUGACUUCCGCUAUCAGCUGGCUACGUCAACGUUUGGCUUUUUCGACCACGUCGCAGCGGCGUAUCACGAUGCUCGGCGCAGAUAGCUCGAGUGCGCCGCAGCGAAAGCAGCCCCGAUGGAUCGAGGUGGAGACGCUCGAACCGAUCUAUAGCGUGCUGGGCUCCCACAAGAGCGGCUCCAGUUCCGAAGGCAGCAGACGUCAGCCCGAGGUGGACAUAGUGAUAAGCUCGAAGACAGCCACCGCCAGGCAGAGGUUCCCCACGUGUCCGAGAAAGCCACCGAUUCCGCCGAACUACCGAGAGUCGAGGUUGAAGCAGCGUCAGCAGGAGGAGGAAGAGGAGGAAGCGAUUUACAGUGUUGUGAACAAGAGCAGAGCCGUCGUCGGCAGUGUGGAGCCCGAGGGGAGCAGCAGCAGGCGGGAGGAGCUGGAGAACUGGCUGAGGACCGCCUCGAGGGAACGCGGAGCCAUGUUCAACUCGAGCAACAACAGGGACGACCACGAGUGGAGGAGGGAGGCCGGCGUGUCGACGCCCAGAGGGAUCGUCGGCCUGGUCGGACCUUAUCGAAUCCACUCAACGCCGCUGGACGACCCUCACCGCCAGUACAUCCUAGAGGAGGAGGAGCUGGUCGAGGAGAUGGUCGACUCGGUCAGCGAGACAGCUUCCCGCUCGGACUUCGAUCAACCCAACUGGCGCGUCGUCGACGAGCGAGAUAACGCUCCGGCCUGCAACGACGAGGACGACAACGAGACCCUCGUCCCGGACGAGAGCGAGGAUGAGAAGAGCCCGAGAGUCGCGAAGGAGGAGGAGCUGAAAGCGGCGGAGAAGAGCCCGAUAUCCGAGAACUGGAAACUGCGCGAGAGCACGACGAUCCUUAGCAGCGUUAAGUAUGGCAAGCAGGAGAGAGCCGUCGACGUACCGGACGGCGCAUCCGCCAUCUCCGCCGCCAGCACCGUCACCAAGGCGAAAGCCGCGAGCAACGAGCAGCAUGACAAGGACAGUCUGAACGAGACCGGAAGUACGACGGGCGGAACGGUGGAUGGGGGGCCGGGAGGGGCGGCUGGCAGCAGCAGCAACAACAACAACAAUGGCGCCUCCUCCGGCCGGGCGGAGCGAAGCAGCGCAGUCGGGGAUGGCGACUCGUCGCCCGCAGGGGGUGGCAGGGACGCACCGAUGCGCUCGCACUCGCCACCCCCCAAGUCACUCGUCUCAAGGAUACUCGCCAGGUCUAGGACGCCCGAUGAUCUGUUGGAUCACUCCGAGCCAUUUUCACAAUUAUGGGUGGUCCUGUCGAACGUCUAUGGAGAACUGGUCGUCGUCAUAACGAUGGCGCUCUGUCUGGCCGAGGUCAUGGACACACCCGUGCCACUGCUCAGUCUUCAGGGCAUAUUUCUAAUGUACAUGUACGUGGGAAGCAUCGCGGUGAUAAUCGGCAUCUACAUCUGGGUACUGGUGGACAGCUGCGGCAGUAUGAGGGGCGGCUCUGGUCUGCGCGACGCCGAGCUCGGCGGCGCCUCUCUCACGAGGUUCGGAUCGCUCAAACUCGCCCACAUAUCAAGGGCGAGGACGGCGCCUACCAGCUUCUACAUUCGCGUCGGCGCUCUGCUCUUUGGCCUGGCAACCUUGGUUUUCAAUGGUCUGGAAAUGGCGAUGCACUCGAUGAUGCAAGGCGCCGAGUGCCUCAGCGACGUUAUCUUCGUUCAUCCGGUCUUGCACGGGCUCUUUACCUUCCUGCAGAUGCAUUUCCUCUUCGUCAACUCUCAGGUGCUGGUGGAGAGGUUUGGAUUGGCCGCGCGUUUUGGCUUCACGCAUCUCGCCGCAACGAACAUCGCCGUCUGGGCGAGAUUAGUCAUCUGGGACUCGGCGCAGGAGUGGACCUACUACGUGCACGUGGCUCAGCGAGGACCGCUCACCGAUACGUCGCCCCUUAGUCUCAGAAGAUUUCCCGGAUCGCUCACCAGGCAGACUAUCGAAUCUAAUGCUCCGGAAAACAUCUAUCAUACGCCAUUACCCAGGUAUGAGCCGAUUUCUCAGGAGCAGAUUUUACAGGUGGUGGCGCUGCAGGAGUGUCUGAACAAGAAUUCGUUAGGCCAGUUGUGGACUUCCAGCAUGCCCUUCCUUUAUCCGUUCAUCGUUCAGUUCAGUCUUAUAGCAGCAGCAGUGACGUUCGUGAUGGGCCAAAACGUGGGUCGCUCGAGUCGUCUGCUCCACAAGAAAUUCCACAGCAUGAAGGAUCUUCCGAGUUCGGGACGCAUCGGCUGCGACGGCUCGAGCAAAGGCCUUUUCAUGGGCAUUCUGUGUAUGGUUGCAGGCAUCGUCGUCAUUCUGAUCUUCCUGGUGGUACGCGAGGAGCCUAACUUUCCACCGGCCACUCUGUCCUGGCUAACCUGCGGCACACUCAUCGGCAUCCUGACCCUCAGCGGUCUCAUGACCAGCAGUGGUCUUGUACAGAUCAGACAAAUGUCCGUUGUUACUAGGGCACCUGCUGCGCUUGAUUCUCUACUGUCGAAUGUCGCGCUUUUCGGAGUACAACUUUACUCGGUGUUCACCAUCGUUGUGUGCGCCUGCUCGCUGGCCACCCUACCGCAAACUGACGAGGUUGAACCUAAUCCAGAAGUCGAAGAAAUGCGUGGAAGGCACACGAUGCUUCUCUCGGUGUCCGUGCUGCAACUACUUCAGUGCUUCGCGCAAAGUACCUUGAUAGCAGAGGCUUCCAAGAGAUGCUGCAUCACACGCUUUCAGAUUAUGGCCAAACCUGGCAGACAGAUCAUCACAUUCUUACUAUUUAGCAAUGCGGUGCUGUGGGCUUUCGACACUGUGGUGACACAAAACUGGAUAUCGCAAGAGCUCCAACUGCAGUUCUUCGGUGUACUAGCCUGGGGCGUUAUCUCAAGGAUCGGCCUGCCACUGCUUAUCUUCUAUCGGUUCCACAGUUGCGUGAUGCUGCUUGAAGCAUGGAACAAGUGUUACAGGACACUUCACAGCGAUCAUCCACUUAACUGACGACACAGAUGGCCCAAAAAGUUUGCUUCCAGGUUCAAACCUAAAGCCUGGAAUGAAAAGAGCAAGCCGAACCACCGCUACCGAAGACGCAAGGUCAAACUGAACGUUCAGCAGCAACGCGGUGGUGGGCAGCAGCACCGAGCUCUCCAAGCCCCCGCCUCUCCCUACAUGGAUAAUCCGCGAGCCUAUUUGCACCCCUACAUGGACAGUGCUAGCUGGCUGUACCUGGACCCGAACCCCCCGACCAUGUCUGUAGCUACUGUCGCGCCCUACGCCUUGCCCCCGCCGUGUCGGGGCAACCGUCGUCGCCAUCAUCAUCACCACCAUCAUCAUUAUAGAGCGAUUAGAAAUGAGCAGCAGCGCAGAGUCUCCAGUGAACCCGGUACCUGGAGAAACUCGAGUUGCAGCAAUUUAGUGCAGCAGAGGCAUAGGAGAGUCUCCAGUAUGGACGACAAGAUGGAUUGCGUCAUGAGAGCGGAACCUAGCGAAGAGGAUUCGAGGGAGCGACGAGGAGGAGUAUCGAGGACCUCGACCUUUCGCAAAGUGCCAUGGCACCCGAACCUUCACAUGCUCAAGAUAAGACGAGCCUGAGAACUCGUUCGUCGUAUCGUUUUAUUUUUUUGCUCUACGUUGUAUGCUAAGGAUGUUCAAUGGUCACACGAAAGUUUAGAGAAUGAACUGAAACUUUGAAGAUAUAUUCGUCCAGUGUAUACAAAACGAUCCUGGUUUUCCCGAUAUUUGUCACCGAACAUAUUUCCAUAAUAUUCGAGUUCAUAAUUGUAGGUUAUAGACGGGCUCUUAUGGAGCACGGUCAAAAAUAGUCGAUUGACAUAGAGUGUGAUGUUUUUAAAGUUAAGAGAAUGAAGUAAAAAAACUGUAGAAUAUACUCGCGUGAACCUAUAAGAAAUGAAGCAUAAGGCUGCGCGAGGAGGUGCGCGGUGCUGGAAGAUGCCACGUUCCUCACCCCGCCGGCUGAAAGCAUUGAACAUCCUUAAGAAGUGUAUAAGCGAAGUGUACGCUUUUUAUAUAUAUGAUGGACGCUGUUACUGGUUUGCCGUAGAAUUUUUUCAGUGAACGCAUUUCAUUUAUAUUCCAAUACUGCCACGUUUUUUAGCUCAUAAGACAAGUAGGUUUAGAUUUGUUUUGUUCGUGAAAUUUUUAAAUCCUAAUUUAGGCAUAUAAGACUGUGUAUCUGCUUGAAGCAGAUUAUCACGAGAGGAGAAUAAUCAAAAUCGCAUCCAAAUUUCUGCUUUAAUUUUUAUUGUAACUUUGUAUCAAGUACCAAACGAACAAUGUAUUCUUUGAUGUAUUCACGCUAAGGCGGCUAAGAAUUGGUGUCGAAUACUAGUUCUCCGUUAUUUUACAAGAACCUCUUUAUGAGAAACAUUUCCGACAUUUUAUGUCGAUAUAACCGUUUUAUUUAUAGUAGACCGUCGUCAAAUAACUCAGUUAUUAUUAAAUCAACAUUAACAAAUUUACUGUUACUUCAUUCAUAAAAAUCUGGAUUACUUCUGUUGGGAACAGACUAUGUUUCAUAAAGAGAAAACUUGAAAAUGCAUAUUACGUUCUGUUUCGCGUCCUUGUAUUUUUAUUAUAAACUUCUUAUUUAUUUUUUUAUUCUGUAUUAUGACUUGUUAUCUAUAAAUGAAUCUGAAUG